AUGGAGCGGGAACAAGAGGAACCAGAACUUCUGCAGAUGGAGCGGGAACAAGAGGAACCAGAACUUCCCCAGAAGAAACUGGAGCAAGAGGAACCAGAACUUCCCCAGAAGAAUCUGGAGCAAGAGGAACCAGAACUUCCCCAGAAGAAUCUGGAGCAAGAGGAACCAGAACUUCCCCAGAAGAAACUGGAGCAAGAGGAACCAGAACUUCCGCAGAAGAAACUGGAGCAAGAGGAACCAGAACUUCCGCAGAAGAAACUGGAGCAAGAGGAACCAGAACCUCUGCAGAAGAAACUGGAGCAAGAGGAACCAGAACCUCCGCAGAUACAAGAGGAACCAGAACCUCUGCAGAAGAAACGGGAGCAAGAGGAACCAAAACCUCUGCAGAUACAAGAGGAACCAGAACCUCUGCAGAAGAAACGGGAGCAAGAGGAACCAGAACUUCCGCAGAUGCAACAGGAGCAAGAGGAACCAAAACAUCAACGGAUCACAGAGGAAGAGAAGCAACUCUGCAUCAGUCAGGAUGAAGAGCAGCUUGUGCUGAAUCAAGAGACUGAUGACAUUUUGGUGAACAAACAGAAAGGCACAGCUGAGACUUCAAACAAAAAAAAGCACAAGAAAGCUCACCCAAACAAAAAACGAUAUUCUUGUAAAAUUUGUGACAAAACCUUUUCUCGAAAUUAUUCCUUGACAACACACAUGACAACUCACACGCCUGAGAAACCCUUCACAUGUGCAGCUUGUGGAAAAACUUUCCAUCACAUCAGCACUUUAAACAGACACAUGAAAACACACUCGGGUGAGAGACCUUACACGUGCACAACCUGUGGAAAAAGCUUUGUAUCUAGAUCUCACUUACUUGAUCACAUGACAAUUCACACUGAUGAGAAGCCUUUCUCUUGUGAGACCUGUGGAAAACGUUUCCGGAGGAAAACUGACUUGGUUAAGCACAAGAGAAUUCACACAGGUGAGAAGCCUUUCUCUUGUGAGACCUGUGAAMAAAGUUUCCGGAGCAAACCUGACUUGGUUAGGCACAAGACAGUUCACACUGAUGAGAAGCCUUUCUCUUGUGAGACCUGUGAAAAAAGUUUCCGGAGCAAACCUGACUUGGUUAGGCACAACAAGAUUCACACAGCUGAGAAGCCUUUCUCUUGUGAGACCUGUGGAAAAAGAUUCCUGAGGAGAGCUAACUUGGUUUGUCACAUCACCGUUCACACAGGUGAGAAGCCUUUCUCUUGUGAGACCUGUGGAAAAAAAUUCCGGAGGAAACAUGACUUGGUUUUUCACAUCAGAGAUCACACAGGUGAGAAGCCUUUCUUGUGUGAAACCUGUGGAAAAAGUUUUUCUAAGAGAAGAAGUUUAACUUUGCACAUGAGAAGUCACA
Poecilia reticulata (guppy) is the source of this 1384-nucleotide messenger RNA. The record is from RefSeq and is a predicted model, not a curated record. NCBI's taxonomy places the organism in Eukaryota, Metazoa, Chordata, Actinopteri, Cyprinodontiformes, Poeciliidae.